CGGAAAAGCCGAUAGGUCACCAGUCGGCUCUUCAGAAGCCGACAGGUACCUAUUUUUGCUUUUUUUUGCUACUUAUUUAUGCGAUUAACUAUUAAAAUAAUAUUAUUUAAAAAAAAUUCAGAGAGUAAGGGAAGCCUGUUGACGUUCUUCUAUGGCCUUGUACCUCGACGAAUGCAUUCUUUCUAAAGUAAGUAUUCGUGAUCUUCUAUAGUGGUGAGUCUCUUGGUUAAGUAAGUUUUAUUCUUUAUUUCCUUGCGGGAUCAUCAUCCAUCCCACGUGAGGGUUGGGUGUAGAGCUAAUAGCCUGACAAUCUUGAUAGAUCAGGAGUAAGCCGAUGCGGGAAGUAAGUAAGUAGAGGUUGAACCUAUCUUUUUCAGAACUCUAAGCCAUAGGAAUCCUCUCUAUCCUCGCCAACUUAUCUCUUGUUUGUCCUUGGACGAACCAGCUAGAAGGCUAGUACCUCUAUUUCUCGUGGAAAUAUGAUACCCUUGAAUACUCAUGGGUGAAGUGCUAUAAUAGUAUCUUCGUACGCUUGCGGAUUAUUUUGUGAAUGCUAAGAAAUACAAACAAGCAUUUUUGCCACCAUUGUCGGGGAUACAAACCUGGUAGCGACAUUAAGAAAUGUCAACAGUAAGUUUGUGGAGCCAAGUUUGGCUCGGCCGACCACCUGGUGGUCACCCUAGCUAGGUCGCCAACUGAUCUUAGCCUUUGCUGACUAACUGUUAUGACGGUUGUGGGUGCGACGGCCUUGUCCUAAGUCGGUUGCACCUGCUAGUGAUUCCUUUGAUCCAUGUGAGCCUGAAUUCUUGCCUUGGAUCGUGGGGUUACUUGUAGCUUCAUUUCUGCUCAAUUUCAAGCAUUGCAUAUUUUUCCAAGGCAUGUUUGGUUUUGUCAUUAUUUUGGACAAGUAUGCAUGUAAGAAAUGCAAACUCUCUAAAUUUUCUGAUUAAAUUGACGCUUAAAAAAAGUCUGUUGCAAGCAUCAACAGUCACCUCGUCUGCACUGCUGGUGAUCGUCACGGCAUCUUCAUCUGCAAACCCUAAGUACGUGCGCCAAGAUCUGAUCCUUCAUUUAAUCACAAAAUUCAAGUGUUUGGAUGUCAACUAAAUAUAAAAAUAACAGCAUAAGUUGCAAUUUGGGAUCUAGACGAAUCUAUUGUGUAUAAUUAAUGCAUCAUUAGCAGAUGGUUAUUGUAGCAAUUAGCGAGCAAAUUAUGGAUUAGUUAGUCUUAAUAGAUUCAUCUCGUGAUUAAGUCACGGCUUAUAAAAUCAGAUUUGUAAUAAGUUUAUAUUUAAUACUUCUAAUUGAUGUUUAAACAUGCAAACUUAAAAACCGAACCUGGCCUAAAUCCUCCUCCUCGGUUGUUAACGAAGCAUAUAGAAGCCCAGCGGUGCACGCAUGCUGUGUCAGACGGAAAGUACCGACAGGUAAACAACGAAACGCAUCUGCUGUGCAUUGCCGCUCCUUCACGCCUGAUUAGCAGAGGAAGCCGAUCCCUGAGCAGCCGCUCGAAGCGACCAUUAAGUUUCAACGCACGCACGCCACCGGCUGCAAACAAAUGUAUUGCCUCCUUCCUGGAAGCCAGCCACAUUUCUGUAUACGUUGCUAGAGAAGAACACAGCCCGCGCGCCUAGCUAUAGACCGAGGAAGAGAAGGAUCGCGUCAGCAGGAUGGCGGAGGCGAUCAUCGGCCCUUUGGUUGGGAGGCUGCAGGAGGUCGCCGUCGGCGAGGCCCGGGUGCUGGUCGGGGUGAACACUGACAUCCACAGGCUCCGGGACAAGCUCAUGUGGCUGCAGGCCUUCCUCCGCGAGGCCGACACCAGGCGCCGCUCCGUCUCUGACGAGAUCACCAGGGUCUGGACGCAACUGACGCGGGACGCUGUCUUCGACGCCGAGGACGCCCUCGACCAUUACCAUCUCCGGGUGGACAAGUCCAGGUACCCAAGGUGGGCUCGUCCUACUAUGAGAUGUGUGACAACAUUCACAACACAAGUACGGAUGAGACGCAGCCUGUCUAGAAAAAUUAAGGCCAUCAACAUGAGGCUUGAUGACAUCAUUGAAAACAAAGAUAAAUACAAGAUGGAGUAUGGGGAUAAGAAGACAGAUGUGACAUGGAAACCUUCAAUCUCGGCAUCUAUACCUUACACCCAUAGAAAGUUGGAUGAUGUCCACGAUUCAGAUGUGGUGAUAAAUGUGGAGGAGCAAAAAAGUUUAGAGGAUGCAAUUCUAAGUGAACAAGAAGAGAGCAAAGAACACUAUCCAGUCGUGAUCACUAUGUUUGGAGAAAGUGGUAUUGGCAAGACAACUCUUAUGAGACACAUAUACAAUAAAAUGGAAAAGAAGAAACAAUUUGAAGCUCAAGCCAUGGAGAGUUUUGCACCUUACUUAACUGCUACCAACAUCCUACAACAAAUUGUUCAACAGUUAACAGAUGACGAUACAAAUUGCCCCAAAGAAAUGGCCCGUAAAAUGUUGGAAGAUAGGUUGAGAAAUAAGAAAUACCUCCUCGUGAUUGAUGGUGAAGUUAGUGGAACUGAAUGGAAGAACAUUCUGACUAGCCUCCCAAUUGGCAUUAGGGGUAGUAGAGUAGUGCACAUCACACAGGGUAAACCUGAAGAGCCACCAAGCACCUACCAUCAUGUCACCAUUCAAUUAAAGAAACUUAAAGAAGAGGCUGCCAUGUCAUUGUUUCGUAGGAGGUUACCUAAGGAGCUACAAGAUAAAAACUUCAAAAUAUACCAGAAAGACAUUUGCCAAAUCACUCAAGGGUUGCCAUUGGCAGUAGUUCUUUUAUCAGGUCUUGUGCAAGCCAAGGAGUUCCCGAGUGAGUGGGUGAAGGUUUUUGAGUACCUUAAGGCUAAGAAAUCAACGAGGCUUGAACCUAUGCUGUCAGUUUGCUUUGAUGAUCUUCCACAUGAGCUGAAAUGUUGCUUCCUCUACUUUGCUGCAUUGCCAACCAACACCACAAUUGAGGCACGCAACUUGGUGUUUAUGUGGGUUGCUGAGGGAUUCCUAAGGUCAAAAGGAGGGAAGACAAUGGAGAAGAUUGGCUACACGUACCUAAUUGAGUUGAUAAAUAGAAAUCUUGUCAAUCGAGUGAAAAUGGAUGACGAUUCUAGUUUCGGGAGUAUGUCAGUCACAAUCCAAAACAAAGUCCACGACUUUUUGCAGAUUGAAGCACAUGAAGCAAGCUUCGUGGAGGUCCAUAGUGGUGAUGACAUCCCCACAUUAACUAGUGCUCGUCGCCUGUCUCUGCAAAACUACACUGACAAAUAUGCUGUCCUUGCAAAUCCAUUGCCAAAGCUAAGAUCCAUCUUUUCUCAGUAUGAGCAAGAGCCUAAAGGUGAUCUGGGGCGUAGGUCCAAAAGGAGGCCACUUAUGUUCUAUCUAUCUCAUGGAAAAGCUAUCUCUAAGAAGAAGAAAGACAUCAGAUCUCACAUAAAAGAACUAUUCCAUGGAUCUGAGUUCCUUCGCGUCAUCAAUCUACAAGGCAUUGAGAUUGGUGAGACAUUGACCAGUGCAAUAGGCAAUGUUGUGCACUUGCAGUACCUUGGCAUCACAUCCUGUUCAUUGAAAUACAUCCCGCGGUCCAUCGGAAGACUAACUAGCCUUCAAACAUUGGAUGUCAGGGAAACUAAUGUCCGAAAACUCCCUAGGGCCUUUUGGAUGAUUAAGACGCUAAGGCAUGUGCUUGGUUUUGUUCUCGAAUUGCCCAAGCAAAUUGGCAACUUGAAGCAACUACAUACACUUGACUCCAUAAAUCUUGAAGUUUCAGUGCUGGCUUUGGAUGGGACGCUAGGAGAGAUGAUCCACCUUGAGUUCUUGUCAAUUUGGCACAUCUCAGUUGUGAAUGUGGCAGCUCUAUCUGUUGCUCUGGAGAAGCUUGAGAGCCUUAGGACCCUUAUCUUGCAAGGUGAAAUUAUUCCAUUUAAAGUUUUCACCACCUUCUCCCUCCGACGUGUCAAGUUUCUUUUUCUAAGUGGGGAUCUACUACAUUCAUCUGAUUUAGAUGGUAGGGAAGCCUUGUGCCUUCCUAAUCUCAUCAUGCUUUCUCUGGAGAAAACAUAUGUCACACAGGAAUUUAUUAACAAGCUGUCAGAGCUGCCAUUCCUUACCACCCUUGCAUUAUAUCCGGGCUCGUACAAGGACAAGAAACUUUUAUUUUCGUCAUCCAGAUUUCAGCGUCUGAAGAAGAUCAAGGUUAUUGAUGUAGAAAUAUUGGAGAGGGUGGAAUUUGAGCUGAGUGUGCUUCCUGAGCUCCAAGAACUUGAAAUUCACUCCCACUACACUAGUUGUCAUCAUGACAUUGACGUGAGUAAUGGUAAAAAACAUGCUAAAAAGACAAGGAUCGUGGUUGACCUUAAGAAAGAAAAUGCUUUAUAUGAAGAAAAUGCCGAUGUGUCUGAAUGGUGGAUGAUUUUCUCUUGAGAAGGUAAAAAUCGAACCCAUCGGCAGUUGUACCAUAUGGAUUAAGAUAUCACCAUUUAUAAUGGGCUACAUGCUUACCAGCCGCUUGUAUGGCUGGGUUCUUUAUACAUAUUAUUAGACCAAUAUGGCCAUUAUGCAUGGUAUCCUAUGUACUCCCCACUCUCUUAAAUAUGUUGUGUUUCACAUAUUGAAUGGUUGUAAUUUGUAAAAUUUGUGUGACAUAGUUGCUGUCUUGUUGUUCUAUGUAUAAUGUAAAUUAUGUAAUAAUGUGCUCAAAGUUGUGAUGCUAGUCAU
This is a messenger RNA of Panicum virgatum (switchgrass), 4721 nucleotides long. Its product is annotated as putative disease resistance RPP13-like protein 2. The transcript has 3 exons. The coding region runs from base 1671 to 4427 and encodes 918 amino acids. Gene Ontology annotation, molecular function: ADP binding. NCBI's taxonomy places the organism in Eukaryota, Viridiplantae, Streptophyta, Magnoliopsida, Poales, Poaceae. Gene Ontology annotation, biological process: defense response to other organism. The record is from RefSeq and is a predicted model, not a curated record.